Molecule: messenger RNA, 918 nt
Organism: Aegilops tauschii subsp. strangulata
Lineage: Eukaryota; Viridiplantae; Streptophyta; Magnoliopsida; Poales; Poaceae
Product: probable kinase CHARK
Biological process (GO): protein phosphorylation
Molecular function (GO): ATP binding; protein kinase activity
Source: RefSeq, a predicted model, not a curated record
AUGGCUAUCUCCUCCGUCUGGAUAAUCCCUCCUUUGUUGUUGCUGCUCAUGGUAUCCGACACGGUUCCUUGGAACAGCCGUGGUGCCCUCAGGAGCUACAAGGAGAAAGAUGUAAUGGACGAGUACUACUACCCAAUCCCGUCCUUCUGCAACACCCCCAGGGAAGAAGCAGGGUGGGUUAGCGAGAUGUUGGACUCUCAGGAAUCCCUCUCCCACGAUUCAGACAUGGACUGGGUAUUCAAGCCUCACAACAGCACCGCUCCCGUAGGCAUCUGUGAGGCCGAUUACAAGAUGUACUACGCCUAUUUGAUGCGUAUCCAUCUGUGCACCAGACGAAUGCGCAGGGUCGACGGCGAUAUCUCCAACUCCUUGUCCUUUGGUGGGUUUUUCGUCGCAGGCGUACUGCUGUUUCUCUCCGUGUUGUCCUCCUGCAUUGCAGGGCUUGUGUCAUGGUGGUUUUCCAGAAGGAGAGGAGAGCAGAGUAAUGAAGAGCGCGGUGGAGGAUCGAUGCCGCGACCGCAGUUCGAAGAGCCAGCAGUGCCCCGGCGGUACCGCUACGCCGAGCUGGCCGCCGCGACGGGUAACUUCGCGGAGAACCAGAGGAUCGGGCAGGGCGGGUUCGGCUGGGUAUACCGUGGCUUCUUGAACAAUGGCGGGGCGGGCCGUCACGUCGCCGUCAAGGCGCUCAGCCCGGAGUCGUCGGCGCAGGGGAGGAGGGAGUUCGAGGCCGAGGUGAAGACGACAACGCGGCUGAGCCAUCGCAACAUUGUGCAGCUGCUGGGCUGGUGCGAGUGCGACGGCGGCGGCCUCCUGCUCGUGUACGAGCUCGUGCCGGGAGGCAACCUGGACAAGCGUCUCCACAGCCCUGCCCCUGAUCGGCUCCUCACAUGGGAAGAAAGGUACACACCGCCUGACUGA